Messenger RNA from Prosopis cineraria, 1471 nucleotides. Its product is annotated as protein phosphatase 2C 57. Bases 147 to 1307 code for a protein of 386 amino acids. The transcript is spliced from 11 exons. NCBI's taxonomy places the organism in Eukaryota, Viridiplantae, Streptophyta, Magnoliopsida, Fabales, Fabaceae. Gene Ontology annotation, biological process: protein dephosphorylation. The record is from RefSeq and is a predicted model, not a curated record. Gene Ontology annotation, molecular function: cation binding; protein serine/threonine phosphatase activity.
CUUAUCGCUUGAAGCUUGUGAGGAAUCCCAUCUCAUCAGAUUCAGAGAGAAUUCGGGCCACUAAAAUAGCUUGAGGCCUUCGACACCUCGCUUAUCCUCCACAGCCACCAUCUCAGCUUCGCUCUUGCCUACGCUUCUCCUCUCUAAUGGCACUGUCAAGCCCACACAUCCAAAAAUUAGUCUUAACCAAACUCCAUGGCUGUUCCACCUCCAAUAUUAGUAUUCGCAGAAACAGCGUCGCCAAUACGAGCAGAGGCCGCUGUUGCUCCGCCAUAGCCAUUGAUGCUCCGUCGUCUUUGUCUGACGUGGCAGGCAUCCGAUGGGGAUCCAUUGCUUUGCAGGGUCUUCGGGAAGAGAUGGAAGAUGACAUUAUUGUUCGUCCUGAUGGCCUCCACGGCUUCUCUUUCGCAGCUGUGUUUGAUGGCCAUGGAGGAUUUUCGUCCGUCCAGUUCCUCAGGGAUGAACUUCAUAAGGAGUGUCUUGCAGCUUUACAAGGUGGAUUAAUAUUGGAUAGGAAAGAUUUCGAAGCCAUUAAAGCAGCAUUACAGGAGGCAUUUGUCAAUGCUGACACAAGUUUGUUAAAACGGCUUGAUAUGAAUGGAGAUGAAGAUGAAUCUGGCGCUACAGCAACUGCAAUGUUCAUUGGAGAUGAUAUGCUGCUCAUUUCACAUUUAGGAGACUCAUCUGCGGUUCUAAGCCGGUCUGGUAGAGUGGAAGAGCUGACUAGUCCCCACAGACCAUAUGGGAACAAUAAAACCUCUCUUCAAGAAAUUAAAAGAAUCAGAGAAGCAGGUGGAUGGAUUGUCAAUGGUAGAAUUUGUGGAGACAUUGCUGUUUCUCGUGCAUUUGGGGAUGUAAGGUUCAAAACAAAGAAGAAUGAGAUGCUGAGAAAAGGGGUCGAGGAAGGAAGAUGGUCAGAAAAAUUUGCUUCUCGUGUACAGCUCAACAGAGACUUGGUCAUUGCAUGCCCUGAUGUUUAUCAAGUGCAUCUUGGCUCGGAUGCAGAAUUUAUAGUAUUGGCAUCUGAUGGCUUAUGGGACUACAUGAGCAGCUCAGAAGCAGUUUUUUUUGUGAGGAAUCAACUUCGAGAGCAUGGUAAUAUUCAGCUAGCUUGUGAAUCUCUUGCCCAAGCAGCUCUGGAUCGACGCACACAGGAUAACAUUAGCAUCAUAAUUGCUGAUUUAGGGCGGACAGACUGGCAGAACUUGCCGCUUCAGCGGCAAAACGUUAUUUACGAGGUGGUCCAGGCUUUAGCCACUAUUGGAAUUGUGUCACUUGGAAUUUGGUUCUCAUCUCAGAUUUUAUGAAUUGAAACGGAUUACUAGUAAUGUAUAUAAACAGACACAUAGAAUCUUAGACUUCUUGCCUGUAUAAAUCUAAUUGUACAUCUCACUUCUUGAAAUCUUCUUGGUUUACUGACGCGCGGCAACAUUUUUAUACUCGUAUGCUAAAGUUCAGUUAUUGUUUUGCA